ACAGCUUGCAUUUAUCGAUAUCCGGCACGCAUAUGGAAUGGUCAGAACUUAUUUAUUAGAAUCUUGAACUCUACGUUAGUGGAACUUGUCUUGGAAGACAGAAGUUGAACAGCAGGUUGGAUCAAAAAGUUGAAAUUGUACUACGGUACUCGCACAGCCAGAGCAGGAAAACAAUACAGAGUAAAUCAUGUCGAGGUACGGCAGAGGCUAUUCACCGGAUCGGUACGAAAAUAAGGUGUAUGUAGGAAACUUGCCAUCAGACGCCAGUCGGACAGAUUUGGAAACAGCAUUCAUGAAAUUUGGGCAUGUCAAGAAUGUCUGGGUCGCUAGGAAUCCACCAGGCUUUGCUUUUAUAUUUUUUGAUGAUAAGCGUGAUGCUGAGGAUGCGGUAGAAGAACUUGAUGACACACAUCUCUGUGGAGUAAAGGUUCGAGUUGAGAUGUCUUCUGGUGAAAGUAGGAGGUCUCGUGGUCGUGGCUUUAGACCUGGUGGUUUUAGACCCCGUCGGAAUAUUGAAAAUGAACGAUGCUAUGAGUGUGGUCAGAGGGGUCACUUUGCAAGAGACUGCCGUGAUAAGAGAAAAAGAUCUCCAGGUGGUUACAGGAGUAGUAGACGCUCAAGAUCCUAUUCUAGGUCUCGAUCUCGAAGCCCUCGCCGUCGUCGUGUUUCCAGAAGCCCUCCCAGAUACAGGAGUCGCAGCCGCAGCCGUAGCCGUAACCGAAGCGGAAGCUAUAGCCAUAGCCAAACACGUAGCCAUGUCCGAAGCAGGAGUCGUUCAAGAUCGUAAGGAGUCUGGCGUGUAUUGAGGAUCAACGCUCGAGCAGAAUCUUGGUAUUGGGUUAUGUAAUAAAUCCUAAGUACAGGGAUUUGAUGGCCUAUCUGUAAAUAGGAUUUUAUUUUCCUUUUCUGGUCAAUGGUUGAGAUACAUUUAUUGUGACAAACAACAUUGCAACAUGCAGCUUUAUGCUAAUUUAAAAAAAAAGGGAAAACAAAUAUUCAAAACAUUUAAGAGUAGAUAUUGAGAAGGAAUAACAUUUUGAAAAAAAUCACAGAAACAUGAAAAUUUACUUUUUUAAAAGUUUGAUAUUAUUAAAUGUUCAGAUAAAUAGUUUGAGAAGUAAUGACACAUCUACUGGGGCAACAAUGAAUCCACAAGUGAUGACAUUAUAAAUUGGAGAAAGGAUGGUUGGAACUAAAAAUGUAUUCAUGUAGGUGAGAUGAAAUAUAUUGCAUUAAAAGAUAUACCAGUAGUAUAAGAAUGUUCAGAGAUACAUGUAGAAUUAUUGAGAAACUAUCUUGGUACAUGUAUGUAUGAAAAUCAUUUAGAAAUAUGUUUCAUAAAAGUUUGUUCCUGCUCUCUGAUACGCUAAAAUCAUUUUGAAUGCACUAAAUGUACAUAGAUAUUGAUAAUUCUCUAAAUAAUGCGUUGGAAGAAGACAAUUGGUAUUAAAGCUGAACAUUUUUUCUGAUAUGUGGCCAUUCAUAUUUGUUAUGAUAUAUAGUCAAAUUGUUAUCUGUUGAUUUAUAGUGAAUGAAAGACAAAUCUCUAAACAUACUACUCAUACAAAGAUUCAGUUUAUUCAAGGUUGACUCUACUUGCCAGGAUGAAUCACUUCCAUGAAGAUAAUGUUAUAAUACUAAUAAUUCACUAUUUAUGUGGCUCUAAGCAUCUUAACAUUACAAAACCUAACUACUUAACUUAAUUAACUAAACUCAAUUACUUAUAUACUUAACUACCUUAAAUAACUUAUAAACCAACAUAACUACCGACUUAACUACAGAUAAAUUAACUGUGAAAAUCAGAUUGAUUGCUAUUUAUGAAAGAGAUGCAUGUAUGUCUUAAAUGCAACUUUAAAGGAACUGAGAGAAGAAUGAGAUCUUAAGCUAAGUGGAAGUGAAUUCCAGAGUUAUUUAACGUUAUUUUAAUUAUAAUAUUUCUCUCACUUAAGAUUUAUUGCAAAUAUUCUCAUACCAGAGGAUAAAUCAAAAGAGAGAUCCAUUUCUUUUAUUUUGAACGUGCAGGUAUUUUCGACUUGAAAAUAUAAAGGUGACAGACUUUUAAUGGUGUUGCCAUUUAUUAAUCUUGUCUUACAUGAUGGGGAGCCGCCAUGUAGCACUAAAGAAUACUGACGUUUCAUGCAAAUUACUGAUUUCCAAAGUUUCAUUUUUUUGUGUUGUCCUAUGGUAAUAAUGGUAUAUCUUAGAAAAUACUGAUUUCCUCACCAAAAUACUAUUUUUUAGCUUUUGAAAUACUUGAAAGUUCUUGUUCAGUUUAGCAACUCUCAUCUGAAAAUUCUAGAAAUGUUGUUUCAGAGUCUAGGAAGAAUGGAAUAUUACUCAAACUACUGCUUUUAGUAGUAUUUCAAAUGGCAUUUAAACAUUUGACUCUUCCCUGUUGAAAUUAGCUAAACUGAUACACCAAACAAUAUGUCAAAUUAAUGAAUUGUUAUAUUUUAUAUUAAAAAGAAUACAUAUACAUUUUAAUGUAUUUCACUGACGUGUCAAUAGUUGCAACAAGUUAUCUAUACAUCUAUUUUGAAUGUGCACAAACGAUAUCAACUGCAUCAUGAUUCAGCAAAACAAUAUUUAUGGAUUUAAUGUAGUUUAUAUGGAUUUGGUUUAUUGGGAUCUGCCUUUUUGUACCUUACUGUAAAAAAGUGUUUCUUCUCUUUGUUGUAGAAAAUAGAUUCUCUUAGGGUUUCAUUGAUGAAAAUUAAGUAAAAAUGAAGGUGUUUCACAGAGAGUUCUUAACUCUCACUAAUAUAUUCAAUACUAGAUUUUAUGGAUGUGUGUGCCCUAAAACAGUUAGGAUAUGGAGGAUAUAUGUGUUUGAUUGGAUAGUUUUUGUGAUUUUAUAUGAAAAUCUAUCUUGAACAGGUGCCCAAUCAAAGUAAAAUCUUUAAAAACAUUUCCCCCUUUUUUAAUAUAUAGAAUGGAAUGGGCUUAAACAUUUGGAUUGAGAUCCUUCUCUGUUGCUUUCUGAUUUUCAGUCACAAUAAAAUUUGUAUGAUAAGUAUUUGAAGUAACCUUUUUAAAAGAAAACAAAAGGAAAUGUUAUCAAGAGAGGGUACUCGAUAUUGAAAACAAAUAAAAUUAGAAUUUCAUCAUAAAAUGAACAGAUAUAAAAAGGAUUCCAAGGUCAAUACAUGUAUGUAUUAAUGGAAUGCUAGGUGAUAUUCAAGUUCAAUAAUUCAUUGACCCUUUUACCAAAAUGUUUUAUAGAUGGGUUCUAAGUGUGACUCAAAAGUCGUACUUGAAAUCCUGGCUGUGUUUGGUAUAUAGUGCACUGUCACAUCGGUCAAAUGAUUUGUAUAAAGGACUUUCGCUAACUGCAUACUCACCACUGAUAUUGUAUUGUUAUUUAAAAAAAAAAAAAAAAAAAAAAAAAAAAAAAAAAAAAAAAAAAAAAAAAAAAAAAAGAUAUUGUAUUGUUAUUUUGGCCCUUGAAUGUGACUUUCAGUCUUACUGCAAUACGUGUAUUUGUGAAACUGCUCCCAGCUUUGGUCUCAGUAAGAGAGAUGUUCACUUUAUUCAUUGUUGAUGUGUAUGUCAUCUAUUAUCAGUUUUGCUUUGGUAAGGAAUGUAAAUCACUACUGGAUUGGAUUCUCUUAUUUUCACUAAUGUUCAUAGUUGCUCUGUUGAACCUAAACUUAUGUAGUUGCACCAACAAUUAUUUUAUGAGAAAAAUAUACUUCAAAAUCAAGGUUAAUUGACACUAUGUCACUGUUGUUUAAGCUCAUUUACAGAAAACUAUUAAACUUUGUGAAAUCGCUCAAUCUAAGCUGAAAAAAAAAACAGCCACAUUGCAGAUUGUCAACAUAGACAAGCAUAUGUGGGAUAGUUUGUUUUCUUAGAAAGACCAGACAUAGAAUACCAUUUUUCUCAUUUCUCAACAGUUACAUUUUCUGCCAGAAUCAUUCUGCAAAUAUGUAUUUUAAAAAAAUCUUUACAAAUGCUAGGUGGUCAUUUUAUUGGAUUAAGUUAGAGAUUGUUGCCACAACUGACCAUUUUAAAAUUACUUUUCUCUUUAUUUGCAUUAUUUUAACAGGUAUCUCUUAAACCAUGUCAUUCCUUGGUUAUGGCAUCAUAAUUGUACAUAUUUGUGUUGAUGAUUCUAGUAUUAAAUGUUUUGUAUCCUAA
Lytechinus pictus (painted urchin) is the source of this 4140-nucleotide messenger RNA. RefSeq names its product serine/arginine-rich splicing factor 7-like. Gene Ontology annotation, cellular component: nuclear speck. Gene Ontology annotation, biological process: mRNA splicing, via spliceosome. The coding region runs from base 188 to 787 and encodes 199 amino acids. Gene Ontology annotation, molecular function: zinc ion binding; mRNA binding. Lineage: Eukaryota; Metazoa; Echinodermata; Echinoidea; Temnopleuroida; Toxopneustidae. The transcript has 5 exons. The record is from RefSeq and is a predicted model, not a curated record.